AUGAGGAUGUCCCGCCUGGCACUGGCCUCCUCUGCGAGGAUUCCCAGGCACUUAUCCAAGAACCAGAGGGUGCCGAGUGCCUACAGGACUGGCCCUCCUGCCUGGCGUGCCCAGCAGGUGCAGAUACCGUUGCAGUUCAAAAAAAUGUUUAAUCAAGAAACUCCAAAGCUGCAAAGUGUCCCCUGGGCGCCGCCGGACCAGCCCAGGCACCAGAACCUCAUCGUCAGUAUUCUGAUGCUAUUGACUGCUUAUGACCCUGACAGAUUCUUUGAGCAAAUGCUCCUUGUUGCAUUGGCAGCUCCUGACCUAUUAGACCCCAAAACAGCAACUCAGAAUGCCAAACCAAGGCUAUCCUUUUCUGCAAAACCGACCGUUUUAACUCCAGGAGAUGACAGCGACCUGAACCCAACUGUCAUGAAAUGGAAGACCGCCUCAGCUAAUUUUCUGGUGGUGGUGCUUUAUUUGAUUGUCGGCGCCACUGUAUUCCAAGCGCUUGAACAGCCUGCCGAAAGCUCUCAGAAGACUGCAAUUACCAUCCAGAAACUGGAGUUUCUGGAAAAGCACAUGUGUGUCAAUUCCUUGGAACUAGAACUAUUGAUUCAGCAUCUGAUGGAAGCUGUAAAUGCAGGUGUUAAUCCUGCAGGGAAUUCUACCAAUCAAACCAGCCACUGGGACUUGGGCAGUUCCUUCUUCUUUGCUGGCACCAUUAUAACUACCAUAGGUUUUGGAAAAAUUUCUCCAACUACUGUGGGUGGAAAAGUAUUCUGCAUUAUUUAUGCUUUGUUAGGAAUUCCACUCUUUGGGUUUUUACUUGCUGGUGUUGGUGACCAGCUGGGAACCAUAUUUGGAAAAGGAAUCGCCAAAGUGGAAGAUGUAUUCCUUGAAUGGAAGAUUAGUCAAACCAAAAUUCGUGUGAUCUCUACUUUUAUAUUUAUAUUGUUUGGAUGUCUGUUGUUUGUGGCUAUCCCUGCUAUAAUUUUUAAACAUAUAGAAGGUUGGACAGCUUUGGAGUCUAUCUAUUUUGUAGUGAUCACCUUGACGACGAUUGGAUUUGGUGACUUUGUAGCAGGAGAGAGUCCUGAUAAAGAAUAUUUAGACUGGUACAAACCUGCUGUAUGGUUCUGGAUCCUAGUAGGACUUGCUUACUUUGCCGCAGUUCUGAGUAUGAUUGGAGAUUGGCUUCGUGUCAUAUCAAGGAAAACAAAAGAAGAGGUUGGGGAAAUGAGAGCCCAUGCUGCUGAAUGGACAGCCAAUGUCACGGCAGAUUUGAAAGAGACUCGCAGAAGGCUGAGUGUGGAAAUUUAUGACAAGUUCCAAAGAGCUGCAUCCAUCAAAAGGAAACUGUCCUCAGAACUAGGCGGGCAGCAAAUGCAAGAGUUAACUCCGGGCAAAAGAACAUUGUCAGUUAAUCUAGCUGAUGAAAAAGAUACUCUGCCAACUUUGUCAAAAAAUGGUAGUCUUUAUCUUAAUGGCUUAAGUUCUCAAUAUGCCAGUGGAGAGAUCUCAGUAAUUGAGGCCAUUAAGUAG
Molecule: messenger RNA, 1527 nt
Organism: Carcharodon carcharias (great white shark)
Lineage: Eukaryota; Metazoa; Chordata; Chondrichthyes; Lamniformes; Lamnidae
Product: potassium channel subfamily K member 2-like
Exons: 9
Coding region: 1-1527 (508 amino acids)
Biological process (GO): stabilization of membrane potential; potassium ion transmembrane transport
Cellular component (GO): membrane
Molecular function (GO): potassium ion leak channel activity; outward rectifier potassium channel activity
Source: RefSeq, a predicted model, not a curated record